GCCAAGGUCACACUCUAUCAGCGAGUUUUGUGGCGUCCGGUUGGCCUUUCCGUUAUUCGCUGCGUCGCUGCGAUACUGUUCCUCCACGUUUUUGGCGUCGUCGUACGUUUACGUGUCCCGCUUACUCGCGCGCACUCUCUCUCUUUCACUCUGCUGCGCGCGUGCCUAAGUGUGCUCUGUGUGUGUGUGUUUGUGUGUGUGCCUCUGUGUGCGUCCGUGUUGGCGAGCAGCGCAGCGCAAUAGAAAAGAAGAAGCAGAAGCAAAAAACAUAAGUGAAUUUUUUUUCGGGUGGAAGCGCGGUGAAAAAUGCGUGCCUGUGCGCGUGUGUGUGUGCGUGUGUGCGAAAAUCAAUACGAAAACAUGAAUAACAAAAGCUAAGAAAAAUAGCUACAACGCACAACAAAAAAAGAAGCUGAAGCUAAAACAUAAAAUACAAAGAAGAAAAAAACGUGAAAAAUAAUAAAUAAUAGGAAUAGGGUAGCCAGCAGGAAGGAACAGUUAGCCAUUCCAGUGAGCUAAAACAGCACACACACGCACGAACCCAUUUCCACAUCCAGCCCAUCCAGGGCUUCCAAUUGACAGUUGCCAGCAGCCAGUUGCCAGUUUCCAGGACCGCAGCAGGAUGUCGCUGCAAACGAAAAGGCAGCACUGCUAUCUGUGCGAUUUACCCCGCAUGCCAUGGGCGAUGAUCAAUGAUUUCUCGGAGGCGGUAUGCCGCGGUUGCGUCAACUACGAGGGCGCCGAUCGCAUCGAGGCGGUGCUGGACGCCGCCCGCCAAAUGAAGCGUCUCCAUCCCGCCAGCAAACAGCAGCGUUCCCAUGAGAACGGCGAAGUAUCGGCCGCUGCAGCAGCAGCCGUCGUCCUGCAACAGCAGCAGCAACAACAGUUACAAGUUGGUCCAGUACCGGGACCAGGACCGGGUUCCCAUCGCGGCGGUGGCGGCGGCGGUCCACCGGGUGCUCCGCCCGGCAGCGGUGUUCCCGGUCCGUCGGGCGCCGGUUCGUUGAGUUCGCUGGGCAAUGCCGUUGCUGCUGCCGCUGCCGCUGCUGCAGUGCAUCAUCACCAUCAGAUGCCCUAUCAAAUGCCCGUGCCACGCAUCGGUCCGCCACUGGACUAUCCCGUUAAGCUGGAGGAUGCGCCCGGCGGCGGUGUGCGACCCGUACGCAUUUCACACAUGACGCCCCACCACCUGCCGCCAAAUGCGACCCGCGGCGGAGGCGGUGCACCCGGCGGCGGUGUACCCACUGCCGGCAGUGGCGGUGGCAGCCUACCGCCCGCCCUCUCCGUAAAUCUAAAGCGACCGCCCAGCGAGGAUGUCGAUGUGGAUGUGAGCCAGCAGCAACAGCAAUCGGGACACGGCCUGCCGCCAGAUGGCGGGGCUGGCAACGCCCUAUCCGCCGGCGGAGGCGUGGCCGGUGGCGGUCCGCCCGGCAUCAAGCGCAGCGCCAUGGACGACCCAACGGGCGGUGGCGGUCGACCGCCAUUGACGCGCGGCGAAUCCCUUCCAGCGGCGGUCAGCUAUGUGCCCGAGCGGCAGCUCAGCGGACUCCGUGAUAAGCAGCAGCCGGUCAGAGCGCCCAGUUUCGAUGCAUCGACCUUCAAAGCAGAGCACAUGUCCCCGGCCAGUCGACGCAAUGGAUCGAGUCCGCCCUCGGGACCGCUGCCACCGCGCAGCGUACACUCGCCGAACAGUUCGGGUUCCUCGUCGGGACGUCGUUCGUCCGGAUCCCGACACGUGUCCAGCACCACCGUUACCAGCUCCGAGGUGGGCGGCUCGAAUCCGGGCCAGGCGGUGGUGGCCGGCGGCCUUGGGGGAGGUGGCGGCGGAGGACCCGGCUCGAAUGCAGCCAGCGGCCAACUGGGCGGACCCAGUGGCGGCAGUGGACAGCUGAGCUGUACAAGCGGCGGACCGGGCGGCGGUGCCAGUUCCGGUAGCGGAGGCAAUGGAGCCAUUGGUCCAGCCUCGAUGGCGCCAAAUUCAGUGACCGGUGAUGGCAGUCCGGCCGGCGGUAAUGGUCCAUCCGGCAGCAACGGAAGCGGCGGCUCUGUGAAUCCCGGUCCCGGCAGCAGUGGCAGCCAGGGCGGCGGCGGAGGCGGCACACCGCUGGCCAGCGGCGGCGGUUCGGCGGGCAGCGGCGGUCUCGGCGGAGCUCCAGGCAGCAGUGCCGCCUCAAAUUCAGCAGCAGCAGCGGCGGCGGCAGCUGCUCAGAAUGCCACGCUCAAGUGCACCCUGUGCCAGGAGCGAUUGGAGGACACGCACUUUGUGCAAUGUCCCUCGGUGAAUCACCACAAGUUCUGCUUCCCCUGCAGUCGCGAGAGCAUCAAACGACAGAAUGGACUUGGCAACGAGGUGUACUGUCCCAGCGGCGAUCGCUGUCCGCUAGCCAACUCGGUGAUACCGUGGGCCUUUAUGCAGGGCGAGAUCACCACCAUUCUGGGCGAGGAGGUCAAGGUGAAGAAGGAGCGCGAGUCUUAAUGUCCAUUUUACUGUAAGAAGCUGCGCAGGGCUUUGGAGCACUUUUGAGAGGCGACAACUCCCCGGAUAAUAUCUGGCAUCCAACUCUCGACACUCUCCGUUGGGUCAAUGGUUUAAGAUUGGGGGAAAUUUAAAGGAGUAACCGUUUUUUUUGGCCACGGCGGCGGCAUCUCAACAGUAGUAGAUAUGAAUGUAUAUGCACUGUAUUUGUCCAUGACGACCGACCAAACAACAACAACAGCAACUACAACAUCAGCAUCAACAACAACAAAACCACAAUUUUGUAGGCGUAAGCAACAAAAAACAAAUAAGAGAUGAAAUCACGUAAAUGAAAAUUGCAAUUUGUUACCAGCAAAAUGAGUUUAUGAAGAAGAAAGAAAACACCAAAACGCUCGCAAAUCAGAAAAUCAGUAAAACAAUGUAAGCGAAUGCGUUGAUACACAUUUUUGUAGCUUACUUAUAGAGACGAGCGUUGGUAAAUUUGUCCAAAAAAAAAAAAAAAUACCAACCAACACGAAAUUUCUACGAAAAUGCAUACGUAGUCAAGUGAGAAAGAUUUUCAAACCGAAAUGAAACGAGAGAAACUUGAAAUUUUUCUUAAUAAAACGAUAGUAAACUAAAAUCAACCUAAUUGUAGCAGACACAAGCGGCAAACACAAACCACAAAUAAAGGAAAAUACACUUGCUGGCAUUAGAUAUAAAAUCCUUUUUUUUAAUACGAUUAUACAUAAAACCUAUACAUUAGACGAUAAUUAUAAUUCUGUUAUGUAGGCGAGCGAUUUAAUUCAUAAGUUACACUUAGUUUGCACUAAUUAAUUAAUUUAUUUCUAUACAUGUUGCCUAAUUUACAAUCGACAUUUUACCCUCCUUCCCUCACUCUUUUACUUUUUUUUUUUUAAAUACUUUUAUUCGGAUAAUAACACUUUUUUUUUGUAAGUUAACUAAUUUAAAACACAAUGAAAAAACGAAUGGAAAUGAUAGAGAGAAAAACAGUUAUUAUGCUAAAGAAAUGUACAUACGUAUGCAUACCACAUAAUCGGAAUAUAAAUAUAUACAUAUAUUUAAUAAUAUAGAAAUAUAUUUCAUGUUGAACACGAAAUUGGCGGCAAAAACAACUGGCAACACACCGAUAACGGAGUUGCAGUGGAAUUUUAAACAGACUUUUAAAUUACAGCGAAUCCCAUUCGCUCACUGAACAUUUUAGCAACACUUUUUGUGCUUUUGAACGAGGCAGUGGAGCCAACUGGGCGAUAACUCCUCUUGGGUAUUAGAUUGGCAAAUGUUUUUUAGCUAUAUAUAUAUGCAUAUAUAUAUAUAGAAUGUAUAUAGCCGAUGUUGCUGGGCGUGAAUUGCAAAAAGUAAGAAGCACACACAAACUGGACCAACCAAUCGAAAAAGCACAACAAAUCUCGAUAUCGGUUUGAAUCGAACAUUACCAGCAAUACAACUUUUUUGAAUGCCUCCCAAUAGACGGCAUUUGGUGGGACUGUAUCAAUGCAAAUUGUCCUUUUUGCGGUUCCAAUUUGAAACUGAUUUAUAAAUGCUGUCUACUGAAGGCUGUUUUUACUCGGCUCGCAAGAAAUCCGAAUGGAAAGCUAUAUUAACAUAUAGGAGGAAAGCCGUCAAGCGAAUCGAUCAUCUAAUACAAUUUAUAUAUGUAUGCAUAGCACAUAUAUAUACAUAUAUAUAUAUGAUUAUAUACAAGUAGAGGCAUAUUGAGCAAGGCAUAUUAUCAAGUUCAAUUUGCCAAAUUCAUUCGAUUUACUUCGGCGUCUUUAAACUCUAUUAAUGAAAGGAAAAUCGUAGAGUUUAUUUGAAAAAUCAGUAGAACAAUUUAUUCUGUUUGAUUUUGAAGAAAUCUCUUUUUCUGAUCGACAGCAGCAGUUUGAUUGUUGAGGUAUUUGGAUGAUUUCGAUAGAAGCAUUAAAGAAUCGGCAAUUAUCGAUAGCAACACAUUUUCACGAAAUCGCUGGAACAGUAAGUGAACAAGAACUGAGAACUUACAUAUGUGAAUCUUUAAUUCCCUAUUAAUAAUUAUUUUUAAAAUCUAUCAGUACUCUUUCGUUAAACGCACGAUUUAAGCUAAUAAAAAUACUUUUAAAACAAAAAACUCAAAAGAACCAUAGUUUACAAUAGUUUUUCGUUUUGAAACUGAUUAUCUUUGCAGAAAUGCUGAGUUUAAUGCACAAUUUCUACACAUUUUGGUUCCUUUAAGGGAAAGAGCAGUUGGAACAAAAACAAAAAGAUAUAAACACAUUUUGUGAUAUAGCCUAGCAAGAAGAACAACAAGAAGAGCAUGAGAUCCUGGAAAUCGGAAAUACCAAAAUGGAAAAUGCAUGAAAAGCAAAAUAGCUAAGAAAACUUUAAACAAGUUUAGCACUUUGGCAACGAUCUCAAAAUAAAAACAAAGAGAUUCCCAAUUAAAGAAAUCAACACGAAAAGUGAAGAAAAAUUGAAAAAAAUGAAAAACAAUUUAUAAAGAAAUCAUACAAUAGGCCAAUACCAACGUUUUAGCAAUCUAAGUCUAAGAAGAAAACUAAUCGAAAUUUUCUUUACAACAAAACUAAACUAAAUAAUAACUAACGUUUGUAAACCUUGUGCGUGUGUGUGUAAAACAGUAGUGCUAUCUAAAUAUAAUACAGAUUAGAUAUCGCAUAAUGCAUCAACCCUAUAUAAGUACGAGUACAUACAUAUUAAAAAACCUAAAAAAAAAAAAACAAAAAUCAAACGAAAAGGAAUAUAAACUAUAUUUGUGUGUUUGAUGUCAGUCAACUAAAUGUUAAAGUCAACUAACGAUCACGUAAUUGUAUUGCAUAGCCUAUAACAUUUUUUGAACGAAGCAAACCAAGUCGAUUCGAUUUAGCAUUGAGUAUCAACUUUAUACUACAUAUACACUUAACGACUAAAGAUAGACACACAUGUGGUACAACUAAGAGGAAACACCGGAUGCAGCAGACACGAAAACAAAUACCUAAUUGGAAGCGAAUGCUGGCAAUCAUUAAUUGAUUGAUUGAAUAAUUGAUUGGGGACUUUGAUGACGGGCAAAACAAUUAAAAAUACUAUACAAAAUCGAUAAA
Molecule: messenger RNA, 5553 nt
Organism: Drosophila yakuba
Lineage: Eukaryota; Metazoa; Arthropoda; Insecta; Diptera; Drosophilidae
Gene: Pits
Product: probable E3 ubiquitin-protein ligase IRF2BPL
Exons: 4
Coding region: 623-2476 (617 amino acids)
Biological process (GO): regulation of transcription by RNA polymerase II
Cellular component (GO): nucleus
Molecular function (GO): transcription corepressor activity
Source: RefSeq, a predicted model, not a curated record